GCUGUGCAAAGAUUUGAAAGAAGAAUCUCCAAUCUGCAACCAGCUCUUGUGUUUAAACUGAGUGGAUCCCACAAGUGUAGAAACUGGAGGCCUUCAGGACAGAGCCGUCAAAAGACGUAAUGAGCUUGCUGUGCCUCAUCUUUGCCCUGAGCCUUUUAGGGGUUCAUGGCUUGGGAGACCCGGGUCCUUUGGAGGAUGUGGUGAUUGACAGAUACUUCAUCCCGAAAGUUUGCUUGCGAGAAGUCCAGAUGGGCGACUUCGUCCGUUACCAUUACAACGGGACCUUUCAGGAUGGCACCAAGUUUGACUCCAGCUAUGACCGAGGUGCUACUGUGGCAGGCGUGGCAGGAGUGGGACGGCUCAUCACUGGCAUGGACAGAGGCCUCCAGGGCAUGUGUGUGAAUGAAAGGAGGCACCUCAUUGUGCCCCCUCAUCUUGGCUAUGGCAGCAUUGGUGUCGCUGGUCUGAUUCCCCCAGACACCACCCUCUAUUUUGAUGUCAUUAUGCUUGACAUUUGGAACAAGGAAGACAAGCUGCAGAUCACCACCCUAUACAAGCCGCAGCGUUGCAACCGUACUGUGGAGAAUUCAGACUUUGUGCGUUACCACUAUAAUGGCACCCUUCUGGACGGCACCCCUUUUGACUCCAGCUAUGGAAAAGACAGUACUUACGAUACUUAUGUGGGUUCGGGCUGGCUGAUCAAAGGCAUGGACCAGGGCCUUGUAGGCAUGUGUGCUGGAGAAAAGCGGAGAAUAGUUAUCCCUCCCUUCUUGGCUUAUGGAGAGAAAGGCUAUGGAACUGUCAUCCCCCCUCAAGCCUCUUUGGUUUUUGAUGUCUUUCUGGUGGAUUUACACAACCCCAAAGAUGGCAUCUUCCUGGAACAUUUGGAAGUGCCUGAGUCAUGCAAACGCAAGGCUGUGACCGGGGAUUUUGUACGCUACCAUUAUAAUGGCACCUUGAUGGAUGGGACCCUCUUUGAUUCCAGUUACUCACGGAAUCACACUUAUGAUACUUAUAUUGGAAAAGGCUACAUUAUCCCAGGAAUGGACCAAGGGCUUCAGGGGGUCUGCAUUGGUGAAAAGAGAAGAAUCAUCAUCCCGCCCCAUUUGGCAUAUGGAGAAAAUGGGGCAGGGGACAAGAUCCCAGGCUCAGCUGUCCUCAUCUUUGAUGUCCAUGUCAUCGAUUUCCACAACCCCACAGACGCUGUGGAGAUAGAGACAGUCUACCGGUCUGCAGACUGUAACGUCACUACCCAAAACAGAGACUUUGUCCGCUAUCAUUACAACUGCUCUCUGCUGGAUGGCACCAGGCUCUUCUCCUCCUAUGACUAUGAACACCCUCAAGAAACCACACUGGGUACCGACAAGAUAAUCGAAGGCCUCAGCAACGGUCUCCUCAACAUGUGUGUGGGAGAGAAACGGAUUGUCAUCGUCCCUCCGCAUUUGGGACAUGGCGAAAAUGGUGCUCGAGGUGUACCUGGCAGUGCUGUUCUUCGCUUUGAGAUAGAACUUCUGCACCUUGAGGCAGGUGUUCCAGAAGGUUACCUGUUCAUCUGGCAUAGCGAACCACCUGAGAACUUGUUUGAAGCAAUGGAUCUCAACAAGGAUGAUGAAGUUCCACCAGAAGAGUUCUCGAUGUUCAUCCAGUCCCAGAUGGCAGAGGGCAAAGGUCAUCUCAUGCCAGGUGUUGAGCCAGAAAAAGUAAUCUCUGACAUGUUCCAAAACCAAGAUAGGAACAAGGAUGGGAAAAUUACAGCGGAAGAACUGAAGUUGAAGUCAGAUGAGGAUCAAGCUCCAGCCCAUGAAGAACUUUAAAAGGGAAAACUUUGGGGUUCAGCUUUUUUUAAAAAAGCACUCAAUUUUUCCUGCCUUUGUUGGUCAGGUUGUUUCCAUGAGGAAAGGUGGCUAUUUGUACUCCUUUCACAUUUUUUUUUGAGAACUGUUUAAUUGAGAUCUAGUUUGAACAAACCAAAACCAGGGAGAUUACAGAACAGUGGAAGAUUUCUGGAUCCACUACCUAUAUCUGCAACCCCCAAUCAAAGCCUGAAGUACCUAUUUACAUCCGAUUGUCCUAAAUGGUGAUGUCGGCUGAUUUCUUGUUGUGCCAGAUCCAGGUAUCAUGUCUGGGGGUGCUGCCUGUGUACUCUUGAUCCAAUCAGCGAAGCAUGAAUUCUGCAGUGGGGCAUCCCAAACUGGGUGAUUGGAGACUAGAUGUGCCAUUUCAGUAAGCUUUGCUUUGCUUAUUCCGCUUCUGGGUUAGGAAAGAAUGGAGGAUUAUGUACAGAGGGCAAGAACUCAAAGAAUGGAAGGAACACAAUACUCAGGUGGCAUUGCUAUUCUGCAACUAUCUCCUCCCCCACUCCCCCCAGGCAGAAUUCUGUGCCUUUUUGUUUCUCAGGCAGUUAGUUGUAAAAAGGCACCAGAGCCUUGGCUGGCAAAAAAAGCAAUUUUUGGUUGGUUGUUAAGGUGUGUGUGUGUGGUGAUGGGUGGGGGAGCAGACUAUAGCAGCCAUCAGAGAAGGCUGCAGAGUUUUGUUAGUCAACAAUACCUCUCUGCUGCCAUUGAAAUUCUGGACAGCGAUCUCCUUACUUCAAGAAUUCCAAUUGACACUGCCUGCUGGAUUUUUUUGACAGCCUAUUUUUUAAAAAUGAAAAAUACUUCUAAAUACCCAAUUCUAUACAGGCUGCAAUCUGGAGUCAGGCUCCUCUUCUUUUAUUUCUUUUUAAACAAGCAGUCUUUGGGAUUUGCAUCCAUCUCUUUGAUAAUGGUUUUUCAUUCCUCUUAUGAGAGAUUGCUGUACAGAUUAUUUUUGUAUUUUGAGGAAUCUCCAUUUUAAACUUUAAAAAAAAACCUCUGCAAAACAAGUUUUUAGUCCUCUUGUUGAAGUCAGAAUUUGGAAAUUCUUUGAAGAGGGAGCCAAAUGAGCAUGAAGAUUAGGGCCACUGCUUGGGUACUACUGGAGCCCUCCCAAAAGUAGUGCCAGUUUAACUGGAGAGAUAAUUCGGGAAGUAAACACACACAGUUCUGAGAAGUUGGUGCUUUUGGCUUAUUACCUAUAAGAUGUUGAGUGGGAAUAGACUGGUCAGGCCACUUCUGUGGCGAGAGCCCUUUCCUCGUGUCACUUUCAAACAAAAUCAUGUAGGAGAGCAUGAGGGAAACCACAGCAGCCAUUUUGGUCAGUGCUUGUUGCCAUCUUAGUAGUUGUCUACAUACCACAGUGCUGCUUCACCACUGGCAGCUGGGAUGAAGCCAGCGGUAUCCUGCUGCUGCCUCCUAAAACGUCUUUGCUACGCUAAAGGCAGGGCCAGGCCAGUGAGGGUGAAACCACUGCAGUCUGAAUGAAGCCUACUUGGGCUGUACCGCUUGAGACAGAGCCUCACUUCCUCUCGUCUUAACUAUUGCAGGCUACCCCAGCUGUAGAAAGUGUUGCUACUGUUGUGCUGAACAGAUAGGAAGGGGCAACUGCGCUUGGGUUAGCCAGGAAAAUGGUUCCCCCGGUUGAAAAAGAAGCAGCAAAAGGUGUCGUAAAUGGGUCAACUUUUUUGCUGACAGGGCUCCUAUGCCCUUAAUAGUUUGAGGGCAAGCAGAAAGCCAGCCAGUCAAGCUUUUCCCAUGUACACAUCAGAAGCAUGGCUUGCUGAAGGCUUGCUUGCCACAAAGCAGCUGAGAAAACAGCAAUUCUGCUGGAGAAGAAGCUGGUGAUCUUCCUGAGUGGGCACAUACAGCUGUGCAGUUCCUCCAUCUGUAUUCCGAUACAUGAACUUAUUUAGACCCACCUCCACCCUGCCUUUGGCAGGUCAUCUCUAUAGUUCAACCCACCCACUUCACCAGCUGGUGUAAUAUUUUACAUCAUAUUUGUGCUUCACACUUAACUUUAUCGUAACUUCCAUUCACCCAAAGAACCGUUGGGAAUAUAGUCUUGUGAGAAAAUACGCUAUCUUAAAAUAAUUGUCAGUACUCUCACAAUCCUAUAUUUCCCAGAAUUGAGAGGGGGGGGGAGGGAUGCAUGAAAGUGAAAGAGAUUUAAAAGCCAUUAAGUUUACAUUUGUGAAAACAGAUUAAGUGCUUUUGGAUAGUUCUUUGAAUCAGUAUUCAGAAAUCCUUGUUAAAAACAUCCCAAUUUUCAAACCCACGAGUGUUUCAAAUACACCUCCUUUUUAAAAUAAAUGUUGCCUUUAUGGGGGGGACUGGAUUAAAACAAAGCAGGCAGGCAGUCAAGUAAAGAAAUACGGAUAACAAAUUUUUCAAAAUAGGAAAUCUUUAUUGUCUUUAUUCAUCUUUUGAAUAAAACAAUUUAACUUGUUUGGAUUCCAAGACAACCUCCCCCCCCCAGUAUAUUUUAAAAUUUGCUUUUGAAAACAAAUUGUGUUUUGUGAAACCAAAAUGCAGUGCAAAAGAAAUCUUGUAAUUUUUUGAGAAUGAAUCUUUUAACAUUA
Molecule: messenger RNA, 4435 nt
Organism: Eublepharis macularius
Lineage: Eukaryota; Metazoa; Chordata; Lepidosauria; Squamata; Eublepharidae
Gene: FKBP10
Product: FKBP prolyl isomerase 10
Exons: 11
Coding region: 120-1814 (564 amino acids)
Molecular function (GO): calcium ion binding; peptidyl-prolyl cis-trans isomerase activity
Source: RefSeq, a predicted model, not a curated record